This is a messenger RNA of Danaus plexippus (monarch butterfly), 3136 nucleotides long. RefSeq names its product leucine-rich repeat-containing G-protein coupled receptor 4-like. The transcript has 4 exons. Gene Ontology annotation, molecular function: protein binding. The coding region runs from base 232 to 2472 and encodes 746 amino acids. Lineage: Eukaryota; Metazoa; Arthropoda; Insecta; Lepidoptera; Nymphalidae. The record is from RefSeq and is a predicted model, not a curated record.
AUCUGCUUGUUGAAAGCAGUCGUGGUCAUCUAGAUAUUUCCAAUUACUGAAGAACAUUAAAGCCGUGGGUGGUGCGUGAUAUGAGUGAAAAUUAACUAAACGGGCAAUAUAUUAUUUAAAUUAAUGUUGUGUCAAUUUACGAAAGACAGAUUUUUGUUGGACAGAUGGACACGAGCAGAUAUUCCUGUAAUUUGCAGUUCUCUUAAUAGGCAGUAAUGAAAGACACACGUGAUGCUUCUAUUACGAACAUCGGGAGUGCUUCUGUUGUUGUUGUUGUUGUUGUUGACAAAUGCAGACUCGGACUUAGAUGACAACUACGAUAUUUGCUUUCUGUGCUCAUGUAACGCAGAACAAAACAGCGUUGAUUGUUCCCAUAGAGGGCUGACUAUUCUUCCUGAUGGGAUAUCCGUAAAAGUUUCGAAACUUAACAUUUCCAACAACGACAUCUCAAUUUUUCCAACUAACCUCAGCAGACUAUAUAAUUUAGUAUCAUUGGACAUAAGUGGGAAUCAAAUAAAUCGGUUGCCUGAAAAUGCUCUUCAAAAUCUUACAGCAUUAGAAAUUUUGAAUUUGUCAAAUAAUGGCUUCGAAACAUGGUUAAGUUUAAAUCCCAACGAAGUUUUAAAACCAGCUGUAAAAUUAAAGAUUUUAGAUUUAUCCAAUAAUAAUUUGAAAACACUGGCCAAUUUGGCUAAUCAAGAACUAUUCAUUAGUCCAACAUUGGAAACAUUAAUUUUGAAUGACUGUCAAAUAGAUGCUGUUUACGGAAGGUCGCCUCUAAGUGGACUUAUUAAUAUAAGAGUAUUAAAACUUGAUAACAAUCCUUUGUUAAGAAUACAAAACCUUAUAUCACCGACCUUAAGGAGUCUAUACUUGAGUAAUUGCCAACUUAGCUACAUAAAUAAUCAUGAACUAUCUUAUUUACCUUCGCUACUGUAUUUGAAAAUGUCGCACAAUUAUCGUUUAGAAUUAUCUGCAACGUCCAACUCGUUAUUCUCCGAGUCCUUAAAGUUUUUGGACAUAUCAUAUUGCAAUGUGUUCAAACCAAAUUUAGCAGGAUUUCCAAACCUAAGAAAAGCUAUAAUAAAUCAUAAUAUGAUAAGAUAUCUAGGAAGCAACGAGUUUAUAAAUAAUACAAAACUUGAAUAUUUAGAUCUUUCCUACAAUAACAUAGGGUCUAUAAAAGGCGAUACUUUCCGUGGACUUAAUAUGCUAAGGUUUUUAGAUUUAUCUUGGAAUGAAUUGGCUCAAAUACCUGAAAAUAGUCUCUUAGAAAUGCCAUCAGUGACCCAAGUGAAACUAGCAAGGAACUAUUUAAAUCGAGUUGGUCAUUUAAAAUCUACAUCAAUAACAAUCCUCGAUAUGAGUUCAUGUGAAAUCAGUGUGAUUGGGAAAGAUUCAUUCGAAGGGCUACCGUCGCUCAUUGAAAUGGACUUAUCCCAUAAUCUUAUAUCCCACAUACCUGACAGCAUAUCAUCGAACACGCUGAAGUAUUUGAAUUUAAACUUUAACAGAAUUAGCUCUCUAAGUAAUUUCACAUUUUUUAUGAUGCCUCAUCUGACCGGCCUCAGUGUGAUAGGAAAUCGUUUUACAAAUAUUUGGAGCAGAUCAUAUUUUGAAUUUAAUGUCAAUUUGGAUAGACUCGAUUUGAGCGAUAACAUGUGGAGAUGUGAUUGUCGUGAUGACAACAUGUAUGAUUUUUACGAGUUUGUUACUUUAGAACCAAACAAAAAAGAGGAAUCUUAUAAUCUUAUAUGUAACAGCCCUAUCAAUGUUAUAGGCCAGACUUGGUUAGAAGCAUGUUAUUUUGCUUGGUAUCCCGAUGCGAAGAAAGGAAACGCUGAUAACUUAAUAUAUUUUAUUAUUGUUAUGGUAGUUGGUUUAUCAUUAUGUCUUAUUAUUGUAACUGCUAUAAGAAGAUCUCUCAAACAUCGCUUGUUAGUUAUGCAAACAGAACGAGAAAGACAAGUUGAAGAAGCCAGGGAUAGAUUGAGACAAUUAAGAAUGCGAGCUGAACAAGAAGCGUUAUGUAAUACUCCAGAUCCAAGGGAUUUGAUACAACCACCGUCGUAUGAUGAAGCUCUCUCAAUGCCAAAACUAAACGUAUCCUGUCAUUCGUUGAACGAAACCGGAACUGGCAAAAGUAAACGAAGGAGAGGCAGGAGGAAAACUAAGUCAAGCGGAGAUUUACUCGAAGAGACAGAAAGGAAUGGAGAUGUUCGGGUAGUUGAUGACAUAGAAUUGACUGAAACACCUAAUAUCGAUGAUAGACGGCGUCGGCGGCGUAACAGAAGAUACGGUAGUCACGAUAUAGCAGAACUCGAUGAUAGUCCUGGUGCGAGAAGGAGACGAAUGUCCGCUGUCGAACCACACGAAAAUAGCGUCAUGCUGCAAGUUGAAGCAGAAUUAGAGACACCCAAUAAUCGACGAGUAGGCUUAAAUGACAGUCACCCACGAGAAAGUGACUUUUAAUUUAUUUGACAAAUAUACCUUUUUCAGUCAAUUUAUAUUGAUGAAAAGUUGUACGAAAAUGAUUAUAUCUGUUUACAUACAACUCAGAUGUUUUUAAAACUCUAUAACAAUUUUCGAUAGAUUAUUUUGCUUGAGAAAAAAAAAAACAAAAAAUUAAAAUAUUGAUAUUUCCCCAAAAAAUACAAGCAUGGAGAAAAAAGUCAGUUAUUUUUAUAAUGUGUAAUUAUCUAAAUAUUGUAAAUAGUAUUUUAUAUAAAAUUGUAAGAAUUUUCGUAACGCUAAUAAUGAAUAAUAUAUUGGAUAUCGUUUCUACUAAAAAAAUAAUUUCUAUGGAAUGAUAAAACCUAUUUUACUACUAAAUCUGACAUUUAAAUGUCAUUUUAAGAAACGAUUACAUAAAGAGUAUUUUUAUUUCAUAAAGCUUUUACUAGAAUAGAAAAUCUUUCGUUAUUCAUACAUUUCUACUAAUGCCGUUAAAAGUUUAAAACUAAAUUAAUAAAAUUGUAGAACCUUAUAGUGUUUUGUAAAUAAUGUUUAGUUAAGUAAUGAAAUGAAUGUAAGGAUGUCACGUUAAAGAUAUGAAGUUUUCAUGAAUUUAAAUAGUGUAAUGUCUUUCAUAUAUUUGGAAUAAUUAAUUAUCAAAAUAAUAUAUAACCUACGAAAU